UUAUAAGUUUAUUUCCAAGACAAGAUAGGAAAAUAAAUAACGUGGUUAAUUAAGCCGAGCCAGUAAAAAUGGAGGAUAUAAUUUCCAGGCUUAUGCAAAACAUAGAUACGUGUUUACUAGCCAAACUUAAAAGGAAUUGUGAAGAAUGUAAACAUCAUAAUGAAUACACUUUGCGAAAAGACAUAUUAAUUGCAGAAUUUCCAAUCGCAUUUAACCUCCUCGGAGAGGUGGAACUGAGACAUGUUCCAUCUGCCGCAGACGUCCUAUCUUCUCUGCUAAUAAUGUACGAAGAGCUACGAUUAGAUGCAGUAUGGAAUCCAGAGGUUUCUAAAGAAUACGCGAAACAACUAAAUAAUUAUCUGGAAUUGUCAUGUGACAUUACAUUUGAUAACAUGUUGAAGGUAGAGAGACCUUUCUAUGAACCGCAGGAGGUAUUCGACUGCUGCAUGGAAAAGAUACAUCGGAGACUGACACCUGAGAACUUUAAAAGAUAUCCGGCAACUAUUGAUGUGUAUUGCAAACUUAUUCAAGAUAUAAAAGACUACAGAAUAGCAGUGAUUCCACAACAGACAUUGCCAGCAUCCCUGCUCCUCAUUGAUGAUUACAUGACAGUCCACAAGACCAAAGGUUUGAAGAGUUGUGCUGCUAUUUUACAGAGCAUGGCAUCAAGCGGGUUCCACAACGGCAACUACUAUGAAGUUGUGUACACGAGCCUUAAGAACUCCCUUCAGGUGCAGUAUGUUGAUGUGAACAAGCUCUCUCACAUCUGCCUCAUGGAAUUGAUAAGGCUUCUGCCUGCUCAGGAAAAGACAGUAAAGUCAGGUGACCUCUUCGCAGUCACCUUGGAGCAGUUGUACCAAGAGUCCAACCUGCUCAGAAAGGCCAACAACUUCCGGUUCAGCAAGAGGCUGAUCGCGAUCAACGGCGUGAACUGCGUGAACAGGAAGAAGGCGUUUUGCACCAUCGUCUGCGACAACCUGGACACGUGCUCCAAUGUGGACGUGGCGCAAAUGCUGCUUAUGUCUAUUUUAGAGUGUUUCGAAGAAUGGAUAAAGCACUGUUGGUGCGUAUGGAACGUUCGUCUGCCAUCCGACCAGCAUCUCCUCUCCCUGCUCCUAAAAGUCAUGUACAUCAACAUCCACGACGAGCAACUAUCCAAAAAACUACAGGAAAUAAUAGAAACGCUCAUUUGCAUUUCUACUAAGGAAGAUCAGCAGCAGAUAUUGGGAAGUUUGGAGGCAAGGAGGCAAUUGACGAGCCAGGAGUUCUUGAGGAGACUCGAAGCGACCAGAAAUGAGGCUAGAACUUUUGCAAAUCGACCGUAAGUGAAGUUAAUCUUUGGCAAAGCGCGAAUUCUGUACCUCUAGCACUGAC
Cydia amplana is the source of this 1374-nucleotide messenger RNA. RefSeq lists its product as uncharacterized. The record is from RefSeq and is a predicted model, not a curated record. The transcript has 5 exons. Lineage: Eukaryota; Metazoa; Arthropoda; Insecta; Lepidoptera; Tortricidae. Bases 69 to 1325 code for a protein of 418 amino acids.